This is a messenger RNA of Poecile atricapillus (Black-capped chickadee), 1056 nucleotides long. It is a transcript of the gene S100A13, whose product is annotated as S100 calcium binding protein A13. Lineage: Eukaryota; Metazoa; Chordata; Aves; Passeriformes; Paridae. Gene Ontology annotation, biological process: positive regulation of cell population proliferation; positive regulation of canonical NF-kappaB signal transduction. Gene Ontology annotation, cellular component: perinuclear region of cytoplasm. The coding region runs from base 16 to 717 and encodes 233 amino acids. The transcript is spliced from 3 exons. The record is from RefSeq and is a predicted model, not a curated record. Gene Ontology annotation, molecular function: RAGE receptor binding.
CUCCAGCCCCGGGGGAUGCUCCAGCUCCGGGGGAUUCUCUGCCCGCGGUCCCGUCCUGGCCCCUCCGGAGGUCCCCGGGCGGCGCCGCCGAGGCCGCGGCGAGUUCGGCCCGAGUUUGGUCCGGUGCCCGGGCGGGGAGGGAGCAGAGGACGGAGGGACGGACGGAGGGACGGACGGAGGGACGGACGGCGGCGCCCGGGCGGUGUCUGCGCGUCCGUCCGGCCGCACCAGGAAACCCAACACCGCCUCGGGAGGGGAGGGGGGGACAAAAGCUGCGCUGUCCCCUCCUGCGGCGCGGCUAUAAAACCUCCUGAAAACUCCCGAAACCUCCCCAAACCUCCUGAGCCCCCCGAAACCUCCCGGGGGCCUCCGCCUGCCCGCAGCCAGGGGCCCCGGGCUGUGUCCGGUGCCAUGGCCGCGGCCGAGCCCAGCGAGCCGGGCGAGCUGACCGAGCUGGAGAAAGCCAUCGAGAGCAUCGUCACCGUGUUCGUCACCUUCGCCGCCAAGGAGGGCAGGAAGGGCACGCUGACUGCCGGCGAGUUCAAGGAGCUGGUGCGGCUCCAGCUGCCCAACCUGAUGAAGGACGUGCCCUCUCUGGAGGAGAAGAUGAGCGAGCUGGACGUGAACAAUGACGAGGAGCUGAGAUUUGGGGAGUACUGGCGGCUGAUCGGGGAGCUGGCCAGGGCCAUGCGGAGGGAGAAAGCCGCCAAGAAGUGACGGGGCCGCUGCGGAACCGCAAAUAAAAGAGGUUUUUCCCCCAGCCUGAGCAUCGCUGCUGUUCUUGGGGGGCUCCCGAUUUGAGCCCCCGUCUCCUCCCCGUGGUGGCCGCGCUGGGGACGGGCCCAGCCCCGCGGUGCCGCCUUGGGGUCACUCCUUGGCUGGGACGGGGCCGUUCCCAAAGUGUCCCCGCGCUGGUCUGGCUUUUGGGGUGCCACAAACACCUUUGGGGUGCGCGGGGGGCAGAGCCGUGGCCGGGGUGAGGCUCGGGAGAUGCCGCCAGCUCCGCGCCAUCGAUGCUCAUCGUGUUGUGCGGGCUCUGGGGUGGCACAGGGCGAC